Molecule: messenger RNA, 5048 nt
Organism: Cyphomyrmex costatus
Lineage: Eukaryota; Metazoa; Arthropoda; Insecta; Hymenoptera; Formicidae
Gene: Rim
Product: Rab3 interacting molecule
Exons: 23
Coding region: 193-4656 (1487 amino acids)
Biological process (GO): regulation of synaptic plasticity; regulation of membrane potential; positive regulation of synaptic transmission
Cellular component (GO): cytoskeleton of presynaptic active zone; presynaptic membrane
Molecular function (GO): small GTPase binding; transmembrane transporter binding
Source: RefSeq, a predicted model, not a curated record
AUAUAUCGUCUCGGUCGUUAUAUCCCGUAACGUCGAGAGCCGUCGUAGAAGAGGCGCGUCUAGGGUGCAGCCUCGUCGGAGCAACGUUAACGUCCCGUCGACGUCGACGUCGUCGGUGGUGCGCCGGCCUGCCUACCCGCGUCAUACCCACGUCGCAUACCCCGUGCACGCGCGUACAUCGCCACCACCGUGAUGGCGGAGCUACCUCAGCCCGACAUGUCGCACCUCACCCCCGAGGAGAGGCGCAUCAUAGAGGGUGUUUUAAUGCGCCAAAAGGAGGAGGAGGAACAGGAUCAUGAGAUUAUGAGACGAAAGCAAGAUGAGGUGCAGAUCCUCGAAGAAACGAUACGGAUACGUUCGGAGAAACACAAAAAAGCCGGGGUGGAACUUAACGCCACAUGUCACAUAUGCCUGAAAACCAAGUUUGCCGACGGCGUUGGCCACAUCUGCAACUACUGCGACAUCCGAUGCUGCGCACGCUGCGGCGGAAAGGUCACUUUACGGUCAAGCAAGGUAAUAUGGGUGUGCAUACUUUGCCGAAAGAAGCAGGAACUUCUUUCGAAGACCGGACAAUGGAUGACGAAGACGGGUCUCGGCGCCGUGGAUAACGCGUUGCUGCGGCAAAUGCAGGAGGACUUGCAGGUGGGUGGUCGUCAGGGACUCGCGGACCAAACUCGGGAUAAAAGACCGAAACUCGAGAGGGCGCACAGCGCGGCUGAGAAAGAGAAUUUGCCGUUAUUACAGAGAAGCGGAAACUGUCCUCUCAGGAGACAGUACUCCCAGCAAGAGCAGAUCUCGGGUCGCCGGAUGUCCACGAGCGACAGUGGGGUGGAAAUGUCUGUUUCACCUCACGCGAGAACUUUACCGACACCCCACGUGGUUGGUUCUUACCCGGUGCAACAAACUCCGAGACAUCCUGCAGCCUAUCCUGACGACGAUCCCAAUUUAUACCGAGGCGAGCUUGACGGUCUGAUGAAGCAACAUCCGCAGAACUAUUCGAGACAACGAUUGACUUAUCAAGAUCAGGGUACAGACCUCGGAAUGACUUACGGUCAGACACCGAUGGAGACUGGCUCCGUUCGUUCUGCAGUGCACCCCUCGCAGCAUUCGUUGCAUCAGACGCAGGGCGGACGUUCCGCUCAACCUACGUCAACAGUGGGCGUCACGCAACAAAGAAGUUUCAGUAGCAGCGAGGAAGAACGAAGCACACCGGAGUGCGCCAGUGACGAGCCGGACGAAUCGGAGAAGGGGAAGGGGUGCUACCAUCACGCGGGAGGUCCGAAAUCGAUGUCCAGUGGUGGGCGUAGGCACAACGGAUCCCACAAUGGGCACCACGGGUCGGGCGCGGGCAUGACGGCCGUGGAGCAUAACGGCCACCAUCCACCGCGAGAGCCGCGAAAAGAAGAGAGCACUCUCGUCAGACGGAGCUUCCGAAGGUGCGGCGACGAGUGGCGUGCCGACAGUAGGAGGUUCACGGAGAGAAGGGGGAAAAAGACAGUGCGUUUUGACGGUGGGACCAAUGUCGGCGGCCCUCAGGAGGAGGAAUGGUCUUGGGAGGCCGAUCGGCAGGGUAGCCAAGACAGCGCGACCAAAGACUCCGGGAUAGACACUUCUAGCACCUUCACGAGCAGUGAAGACAGCAACAGGGGCGAUCUGCCCAAGCAUCCAUCCUGGCAAGUGAGCGAGGACGGUCAGAAGCUCAUCGGCCACAUGGUUUUACGAAAAUCGGCCGGCUCUGGAAGCUGUAGUAGUAUACUCGGACUAAAAGUUGUCGGUGGCAAGCUAUUAGAAGAUGGUUCCAUGGGCGCUCUGAUCGAGAAAGUGAAAAAGGGUAGCACGGCGGACGUAGAAGGUCAACUUAGACCCGGUGACGAGGUGAUCGCGUGGAAUGGGAGAUCUCUUCAAAGCAAGAGCUUCCGAGAGGUUUCCGACAUCAUCGCCGAAUCGAGGUUGGAUCCGCAGAUUGAGCUCGUAGUUGAGAGAAAGUUGUCGACAACGGGGAUGGCGCCUGCAGGACCGGGCCCAUCGACACCCAUGGCAUCCAGGAGAAUCGUUGCUCAGAGCCAAUGGAGACAGAAACACGAAACCAUCUCCGGGCCUCCGACGCCGCAUCACAAAGAAUUGUACGACGCGAGGCGUGAGAAACCCUCGGUUUUAGUGACGUCGCCGGGCUCGCCGGACCUGCACGCCCAAGGACGCAGUCGACACUCCCGACAUCCGACCGGAAAUGCGAACGUGGGCGGUAGCAUCCAGGUGAAGUUGGGCUUCGAUCCCGUGGGACUUCAGCUGAUCGUCACGAUAAUAUGCGCCGCGGGGCUCACUCCAAAGAGCAACGGCCAACCCAGAAAUCCUUACGCCAAAGUUUUUCUGCUUCCUGACAAAAGCGAAAAAUCGAAACGACGUACGAAGACUGUGGGAAACACGAACGAUCCUAGAUGGAAUCAGACUUUCGUUUAUAAUGGAGUCAGACGUUCGGAGCUGAGAAAGAGAGCACUGGAGAUUUCGGUCUGGGACUACGCUAGGUACGAGGCGAACGAUUUCUUAGGCGAGGCUGUCCUGGAAUUGGCAGUAUGUCUCCUGGACGAGGAACCAGAAUGGCAUUCUCUGACCGCUCACGGAGAACACCGGCACGUUAGGCAUUACCAAGAUGAUGACAUGAUAGAUUGUCAUCUUAGUCCGCCAUCGACCACAUCGAGAUUAAGUGACUCCGAUACCUCGGAGUGUGACAUUACGGAUUGCGACGUGUCUAGAGAACAAAGGAGAACGGCUGACGGUGCCAGUAUAAGCAGUAUUGGCAGUUCCUCUAGGUUUCAUAAUAUGCCGUCAAAUUAUAAGCGCCACUAUUCUAGCCCACCGCCGGAGAGGGAACUCUGCAUCGAUGGCGAGCAUCGGAGUCGAAGAGAUAUGUCACCUCAGGGACGCAAAAGAGCAGCCCUAAUGAUUUCUCGUGACCAACCCGCUACUAUCGGCUCGAGUUACCAGACAUAUCGUAAAGACGAGAUCCAUCGGGGAAUGAUGGGUCACAGAUCGCACAGCGCGGCACCUAUGGACUCUCCAAACAUCAGAUAUCGAGUCUCAAGAUCUCAGAGUCCCACCGGUCAUCGUUCCUUGUCUCCACCCGAGCACAGAUCCAUUCCCUACUCUUCUCACGGAUACGUUCAUACGACGAGAUUUACCUCGAGAUCGGCGACCGCCACACCUACUGGAUCGCCGAAGAAACGACAGCUACCUCAAAUCCCGGCAGCUUUAAAGGAAAGAGUCGUGCAAGAUUUUGAGGAACGAGCAAGAUUCAUGAGACAUCGCAACAGACAGUCGAUAUACAGGAGCACGGGCUGGGAAAGGCAUUAUAGCGGUCUUUCGGACUCGGAUCUUCCUUCAAUCGGACACGAUCCAUUAUCAUUGUCACACAGUUACGCUCACAGAAUGCACAGGUCGAGGAAGGACCAUUUAAGUCCCGAUAAAGAUAUACUGGGUGAUCUUGGAGAUUCUGACAUGGAAAGCUUAGCUUCGGUAACGAGCAGUGCCUUUAGUACGCAAUCGGAACGACCACGUGGAUCGAGAGCGCUAAUCGAGUACACCAGUCAGUCGAGCUCGUACGAGAAAACGUCCAGACGCCAGGUCACCGACAACGGGCACGAUGAGCACGAUAAGAGAAGUCAGUUCACCAGGAGUCUCAGUAAUGCCGAUGUGCCGCAGGACGAGAAAGACACGGGUAGUUUCAGCGAUACUGCGAUUGCAUUGAACGUUGAAGAAGCAGCGAGGAGAGGCCGUAAGAGCUCACCAGGAAGUAAAAGCGGAAGUGGUAGCAGUAGCGGAAGCGCGGUGCAGUACCAGGCGGGUUUGGGCAAGAAGAGCAAUAGCACCAGCCAAUUAUCCGCGACAGAGUGCGGCGGGAUGAUCAUCAGCAUUGGUGGAAGUGCCGGCGCCGUGGCACGCGGUGCCGGCUUAUCGAGCCGGAAACGUAACAGCACGCCAUGCAGCAUACAACGAUCCGAGGAGAUCAUGCCGGCCUACCAGCGCCUUGACAACAAAGGAUCUGCAGCCAGCGAUACCGCCGGAAGUCUCAACUCGAUCUCUAGUUCCGAAGGAAGCUCUUGGUCUCCCAGUCUGCGAAUGGCAGGCGACGGACAGUUGAGAAACUUCAUUGAAGAUCUCGGACCAGGCCAAGUGGUCGGAAGACAAGCACUCGCUACCCAUUGCCUCGGCGAGAUUCAACUAUCGUUGAGCCAUACAAAGGGUUACCUUGAAGUAGAGGUCAUACGUGCCAAAGAACUCAAAGCGAAACAAGGCAGUAGAGUAAUACCAGCUUCUUACGUGAAGUUGUACCUGGUGAACGGUAAAAAAUGUAUAGAGAAAGCGAAAACCACGACGGCCAGAAAAACAUUGGAUCCAUUUUAUGGUUCGCAAUUAUUGGCUUUCAAAGAAAACUGCCGAGGUUGUAUAUUACAGGUGACAGUAUGGGGGGACUACGGUCGGUUAGAGGGGAAAAAAGUGUUCAUGGGUAUUGCACAGAUCGUGCUGGAUGAGCUGGACCUCAAUCAGAUGGUGAUCGGAUGGUACAAGCUGUUUGACACCCAAGCCCUGGUCAGUGGAGCUUCAUCUCUUGCUUUGUCCCGUCGAUCUUCGGUUACGUCUCUCGAUUCUUUUAAAAUCUAAAAGAAUGACUGCCCGAAGAACGUACCGAAAUAUUCCUUUUACACGUACUUACUGAAGAGAUCUUUGAGUUUCUUGCAGUAGACAAAGUAGCGCAGACACGAUUGAGUUCGAGCUCCUAUCGCGGUGCACCCAAUCGCUUUUAUCAUUAACAAAAUAUUGAAAUGCACGAGUAUCGAUGUACAAGAUUAGUAUUACAUUUAUUUUAAUUGAUUAAACAAUAGAAAGUAUAUGGGAAUUAUUAUAAACGUCUUUAAUAACUUUUAAGUGACACAUAUAAAGUCAUUACUUGAUGAUAUUAAAUGUAGUAUCAAAUAAAUACAUUAGGGGAUAGACAGGGAGAGAAGGAGAGUUCGGAUUACCACUACAUCCAUCGUAUAAAAAUUGAGAGAAGU